AGUCACUGGCAUUUUAGGGUUCUUGAGCUAUGAACAAGUUCAAUGCCGCGCAGCGCAAUCUCCAGCGCGAUAGGCGCCACAAGAAGGCUCAGGAGAAGCGAUUGAGGCUGGGCCUGCAGUCGCUCAAGCUGUCCAGGCAAUCGGCGUCGCGCACCCCAUCGGGCAAGCGGCAGCGCAAGUUAGAGAAGAAGCUGCGCCGGGCGCAGAAGGAAGUUUUGGAGAGCGGCCUCGUGUCGGUGCAAGACAUUGAGAUGAUCUGUGCAGAUUCGGCUCCUGACGCGCCAGCGGCCUCCUCCAAGGGAUUUUCUCUCAAGCUGAAGAAGCAAAGGAAGCUCAAAUUGAAGAAGAACAAGCCUGCCAAAGCGAGCAUCGAUACUGAAUCCACGCCACAAGCGAUGAUCCAGUAGAUCUCUUGUAGCGGUGUUUGUGACGAAUAGAGAAGGAAAUCUUUUUCUUGUAGCGUUUCUUUGUCCAGGGUUUAGGGUUCUUAGUUUGUGGAAUAAAUGGAGCCGUGGGAGCGCCAUGCCGCUGGCGCUGGAAUCAAACGCUUCUCAUACGCUGCUGUGGCGGAUCAUCCCCGCGCUGGAUUCCUCGUCACUUGCGCAUUUCGACGCGAGAAGAGUGCUACCAAGGAGAUAAUGGACAUUCUUCCUCAGUACAUUGGAACUUCCAGCAGCAUUCCUGGAGACGAGACCCCGAAGGAAAACGAGGACAAGAGCACUGCUUCUCCGAGCGGCAUUUUCUCGCUUAUCAAGCUCUCCGGUAGCGGCAUUGUCUUCCUUUCGACUCCAGAUGAUACAGAUGUUGUGAGCGUUCUAUCACGAGUUCUAGACGACAUAAGAGCUCCACACACGAAGCCUUUCUCGUGGUGUAACAGGCUCACUCCAGUGCAGGCGACGUGCGCAUCAGAGGAGGAAGCCAUCUUCGUCACAGUUCUGGGGCUCUUGAGAGACGACGCCGGAGGAAUCGUCUCAAAGACCGGAAGAAGCAAUCUCAAGUACGCGGUGGGAUUCAACAGUAGAGCUGCCGAAGAUGGCAACACUGGCGUGGAGCGAGACGGGUGCAUCGCAGCAGUGGCAAGAGCCAUGCAAGAAUUCGAGCAGCAGGCCUCUGUCAACUUGUCGAAUCCAGAGAUCGUGGUGGCCGUGGAGCUGAUUCCUCUGGUUGGAAAGACUACUCCUCUGGCUGGAAUUUCUUUGCUGCCCAAGGAAGUUGUAAAUGCGAAGCCUCGGAUUUCCAUCAAGCCCUUGACAUCUUUCAAGAAACAAAAGCUUUGUUAGAGUCAUACGAUUUUAAAGCACGAACCCUAAAACUAGGGUGAUGGCGUCUUCUUCAAAACCAACGCUGGUUCUCGACAUGGAUGAAACACUGAUUAGCAGCUUGCGAUUUGGAAAGGAAGAUGAGUGCUUA
Messenger RNA from Selaginella moellendorffii, 1410 nucleotides. RefSeq lists its product as uncharacterized. The coding region runs from base 504 to 1280 and encodes 258 amino acids. Gene Ontology annotation, biological process: tRNA modification. NCBI's taxonomy places the organism in Eukaryota, Viridiplantae, Streptophyta, Lycopodiopsida, Selaginellales, Selaginellaceae. The record is from RefSeq and is a predicted model, not a curated record. The transcript is spliced from 10 exons. Gene Ontology annotation, molecular function: RNA binding.